CACGACACACUACACACUACACACGACUACACACGCUACAGUAAAUAUAUUUGUGUAUAUUGUUUCCAUUCGUUCAACUAGUAUACUUCAUACCACCGCUAACCACGAUACAGUGACAAUGAAAACAGCGAAAGUAAGCUUGCAGGAUGAAUCCGGAAGAAGCGAGGUGAAACAUGUCAGCUUCAAUCGCGUGAAGCAAAGACAGUCGACUGAUCACACGAAUAUACGUCAAGUGCAGUGGCCCGAUGUCCUGCGGGGGAGUGCAACUCUCUCUCUGGGACUACUGAAGACAGGCUGCACGUAUAAGAUGCGGUUUACGUUUGGCUGUCCGAGCGAAGAUACCUCCACAUCUGCGCACGUGGAAAUGAUAGGGCCGUCUGGAGUGUCAUUUGAUAUCGGAGAAGACGAGGUACACAUAGAGAGAGCUGACACACCCACAGAAGACACUCCCACAGAAGACACUCCCACAGACACGCCAACAGACUCGCGCACAGACUCACCUACAGACAACCCCACGGCCAAGGAUGAAAGUCGGCCAGUUACCAGCACACACACACACGCCCACGCGUCCAUGGAUAUGAAUGCAGGAAGUGAUGCUAAGUACACAGACACGCACACAAGUCAAGAUGAACACACACAGAGAGACGGGUACGACCCGGAAGAUUCACACGCAGACAGCAGUAGGUGUCCCUGCGCGGGUGGUCCGGUGUUUGUGGUAACCAUAGCAACGGAGUACGAGGGCAAGAUAUCACAGGUGCAGAGGUUCUUGGUCACACAUGAGGGGCGCGAGCAUGAGGUGGCGGUUACGCUGCUGUGCAAUGUCAUGCGCAAGGGCUCUGGCACACCGUCACUAAAGCCAGGCGUAAGGCUUGUCGGGUGUGCCAGUCAUGACAGCGACUACGAGACGGAAUGGACGGGAUUCUGAGCCUCAAAGUCGACACAACCACACCCACACUCACACUCACACUCACUUCAACACCCGUCCCCAUAGCAACAGCCACGGCCACAGCCACAGCCUAAAACACGUAUAACGAUAAACACUGACCUCACCCCCACUGAUUAUAGCGGUACAGAAGCGUACAGCAUUAAAUAUACCUGCACAAUGCCACACACUCUACUGUCUACCUACUGAUGACUACCCGUGCCCUGUAUCGCU
This is a messenger RNA of Sphaeroforma arctica JP610, 1156 nucleotides long. RefSeq lists its product as hypothetical. The coding region runs from base 119 to 925 and encodes 268 amino acids. The record is from RefSeq and is a predicted model, not a curated record. NCBI's taxonomy places the organism in Eukaryota, Ichthyosporea, Ichthyophonida. The transcript has 3 exons.